GUUUAUAUCACUGUUUGCGUCGUGUAAGUUACACAAGUAUUUACAAUCCUAAAUAUUUUUUCUUACUUAGUGCAAGUUCCCAAUGUGAACAAAUAAAAGUUAUCUGAAUAAAUGUCUGUUUAUUAAAAAUUUAUUAAAUAACGGAUAUUAUUAAUCGCAGCAGUGAUGUGAUUGUCUAAACCAGGAUUGGAAAGGCAAGAUAGACCUUCAUCACUCUGAAAUCAAUUUGGAAAUCUGCUGCACUCAGCAUCGAAACCAACAUUCGGAUAUUCAACACCAAUGUUAAGGCAGUUCUUCUCUAAGAGUCAGAAACCUGCCGUGUUCACGAAAAGAAUUCCGAAAAGGUCAUUGCAGACUUUUGUCAACAGCUGCCUUCACCGGUUCCGUAUUGAAGAUCAAAUAGGCAGGAAGAAUUAGCUAAAGGGAACUUUGGGAACAAGCCGAUCAAAAACCCAUCGCUCAACAAACAUGGAGGAGAAAAUGGAGAUGGACUUGACGCACAUUGAGGAGACUGUUGAUUGGAAUCGUGCCUCAGGCCAUCGCUCAAGUGGAAUCCAAGUGGGAAACGACGAGUUGGGCGUGGAUCUGAGGGUGACAUGGAGAAGACGGUGUGAAGAGGAGAUGAAAGCUUAUGGUCAAUCUUGGGGCCAGUUAAGGAAAACUUCAGAGAAUGGGUCAAAAUGCAAAUAUUCUAUUAAAGUCUCAUGUUCCACUCAGAAUGCAAGAUUCUAGUGAACGACCAGAGUUGCGUACAGGUGCUCGAAUGUGGAGAGUUCCCAGUUCCAAUGAAAGUUUAUUAGAUGAUGAAGAAAAUGAGUUAAAUUCACCUAAAUCACUAUUAGAUCAUAAUUCAUCAACACUCAACAGUUGUACAUUGGAGUAUGUGACUACAUUACCAUUAGAUAAAUUUUGUGGUAUUAAAAGGAUUACUUCUCAUCCAUCUACGACAUGUUCAGAUUUGGCGUGUAUUGUUGGACCACCUACAGAAUUACCUGGUUCAAAUGCCUAUCCAUCUCUAAUAACAACAUCAACAACUAGCUAUUUAGUUAUCCUUCAAGCACCGUCAGAUUCAAAUUCUGGUGAUUAUGCGAUUAGUACAAGUGGUCAGUUGUAUUUACCGCCUUCAUCUACAACUGAUGGAUUACGUUCAAAUAUGAAAUUAUCGUCUAGUUGUUUAUCGGCUACUGUAUCACCUAAUGCUAUACGAUGGUCUCCACAUGAACAGUUGAAUCAAAUUGCAAUGGCCUUUGAUAAUGGUAUACUUGGUUGGGAUGUAAGAUGUAUGAAACCUUGUUUUUGGAUGGAAAACGCCCAUUGGCCAUGUGUUCGUGAUUUGGACUACAAUCCACAUCGUCCAAAUCUCUUACUAUCUGGUGGAGAUGAUGGAAUUCUACGAAUUUGGGAUCUACGUUAUCUACGCACGAGGUAUAGAUGUUUAUCUACUCCUGCUAAUACUGGUAAUAUGAUAAAUCCAACUAUCCCGAAUGCAUCGGAACGAAUUAUGCAAUUCGGUACAGAACCAACUGUUCAACCGUUGUAUGCACUUUCAUCUCAUUCUCAUUGGAUUUGGUCAGUACGUUAUCAUCCAACACGAGAUCAACUUGUUCUAUCGUCAGGAAGUGAUGGUCGUGUUUGCCUAUACAAUUUACCAAGUUAUUCCUCUGAUGCUAUGAAUGAAGAUAUCAUCAAUGAAGUAAAUUCACAGUCAAUUGUUGGUCAUUGUGAAACAACAACAACAACAGAUGUUCAAAGUGAAGUUGAUAAUCAUUCAAUUGAUUCUAAUGAAGAGGAGAAUGAUGUAAAUAAAGAUGGCUUAAUCGCUCGACUAGAACAACAUGAAGAAAGUGUCUACGCAGCUGAAUGGAGUCCUGUAGAUGCCUGGUAUUUCGCAUCGAUUAGUUAUGAUGGCAAUUUCUUAUUAAAUCGUGUACCAGAAACAAUUAAAUUAAAUAUUUUACUACAAUCAAAAGAUUAUUAGACACACAGGGAUUACACUACUCAUUUUCUCCUUGUCUAUAUUAGUUAAUCAUUUUUUAUAUCUCACACAUUUGUGUGUGUGUGUGUGGGGGGGUUAUUUUUUCUCUUCAAAAAUAUUUGCAUUUUUAUGCUUCUUCUUCUUCGACUUCUUCACGGUUUAUUUAUUUAUUCAUUUAGUUUUCCUGUGAUAAAUAUAUUUUUUCCCUUUUGGUUAUACUCUGUAUAGGAUAAUUUCAAUGAUGAAUAUGUAUAAAUUGUGAUCUUACGGUUUCUUCAAAUGUGUUGAAUGUACACAUUCCAAGGAAUUCUUUUUUAUCAGUCGGCCUUUUUUGUCUUUCACUAAAUCUCAUUCCUUCAUGGUUGUUUUAUAUUUCUUUUUUUUUUGAAUUCUAUUUCUUAGUAAUAUUUUCUGUCCUGGAGGUGAUGGUGUGUAAUUGAUAAUUGAAUACUCUUACUCACUUGACGCUGAUGAAAUAUGCAACUUUUGUUUGUUCAUUUUAUUGUUGU
Molecule: messenger RNA, 2484 nt
Organism: Trichobilharzia regenti
Lineage: Eukaryota; Metazoa; Platyhelminthes; Trematoda; Strigeidida; Schistosomatidae
Source: the annotation of a GenBank genome assembly